Messenger RNA from Acaulospora colombiana, 1343 nucleotides. The record is from the annotation of a GenBank genome assembly. Lineage: Eukaryota; Fungi; Glomeromycota; Glomeromycetes; Diversisporales; Acaulosporaceae.
AAUUCGGUCAAGCCCCACAAAGGGGCCUACCUCAAGCCAUUUCGCCAUCUUCUGUGACAACGCAAACAUUCCAGACUAAAUACGGAGAAGAUUUCGAUUACGGCCGCCCACCUCAUUCGGGAUCAAUCCCCCUAGCCUUGCUCCAUGAAGUUUUUGGCGAAUUCAUAGAGGAUGUGCAGAGCUGUACCCCUAAUGCUCGAGACAACCAGCAUAUGCUCAAACUUUGUGAAAAGAUGAUCCAAAUUCACGAAUCUGAAGCCACUCGCGCGCUCAGUUUCAGAGAGAUUUGGGAGGAGUUUAUACCGUAUCCACUGGAAGCAGGCAUCAUUGGGGGUUCUUCAUUUGCCACUGAUGGUCAUAUUCGAAGGAAUCGGUAUUUCUUAGUGAUCACUGAGGCGAAGAGAGAACUAGAAGGGAUGAAACCGGACCCAUUGAUCCAAGCUGCAAUGUAUUACCUCCAAGCGCUCCAACCCUUCAAAAAUUCCAAUGGUCUGUUUCCUUGCUUGCUUAUUUAUUAUGCCGGUAUGCUAUCCGAGUCAAUCAAAGAAGACCCAAAGAUAACAGUAAUUCUAGGCUCUUAUAUCGGUUUUGCCGGCGCUGUCUGGAAUGAAAAGAUUCAGAUCGAGGUGCUUACGCCAUUUUACCCGUUGCAAGGAAACCCCCAUCAACGGAAUAUUCGCUUGCAAGUAGCUAGGGCGCUUGCUGCUACCAGGCGGGCGGUCACCUCACUAGAAACUCAUUACAAUAACCUGGUUAUUCCACCCAGCGUGGAAGAGAAUAUCAUCAAACCGGUGUCAUUUCCAUAUAGAACCUAUUACGAAAGUCAAGGAGAGGUUUCACAACGGCAACGGAUCAAGUUUACUUAUCAAAAACGUAUCUUCGACAAUAGGCUGAUGUUUAUCGCGAAGAAUACAGCAGGGCGGUUGUUGUUCGUAAAAUUUACACAACGAUACUCCGCUACCGCUCACAAACACUGCGCUGAACAAGGCAUUGCUCCGACAUUAUAUGCAGCGGAGAAGCUGCCUGGUGUAUAUAGAGACACUGAAACCAGGACCCAACUGCAUACCAAGAUAAAACGAGCCACCGAGAUAUUGCACAGUGGAGGAUUUGUCCAUGGUGAUCUUCGCGGUGCCAAUGUGAUGGUUCGGAAGAAUUGGAAGGAGAAUACAGCCGAGCAAGAUUUGGGGGUGAUGCUAUUGGAUUUCGAUUGGGCAGGCGAGGCGGGAAAAGUUCGGUACCCUGCCAAUCUGAACUGUCAGCUUUACCGACCUGAGGGGGUGGAGGAUGGUGUGGUGAUUACGGUGGACCAUGAUGUGGAUAUGGUUGACCAUAUCUUGGACUGA